This is a messenger RNA of Tilletiaria anomala UBC 951, 1998 nucleotides long. RefSeq names its product SE-domain-containing protein. Gene Ontology annotation, molecular function: flavin adenine dinucleotide binding; squalene monooxygenase activity. NCBI's taxonomy places the organism in Eukaryota, Fungi, Basidiomycota, Exobasidiomycetes, Georgefischeriales, Tilletiariaceae. Gene Ontology annotation, cellular component: endoplasmic reticulum; membrane. Bases 1 to 1998 code for a protein of 665 amino acids. The record is from RefSeq and is a predicted model, not a curated record. Gene Ontology annotation, biological process: ergosterol biosynthetic process. The transcript is spliced from 3 exons.
AUGCCGACGCAGGCUUCUAGUGAAGCGCUCUCCACGCAAUGUUACGAUAUGAUCGUUGUUGGUGCUGGCGUCGUCGGCUCCGCUCUCGCCUCUGCGCUCGCCCGCUCCGGUCGGCGCGUGGCCCUGCUCGAGCGCGACCUCUCCCACCCAGAUCGCAUCGUCGGCGAGCUGCUGCAGCCAGGCGGCGUCAUGGCGCUCAGCAUGCUCGGUUUGCAGGACGCACUGCGCGACAUCGACGCCAUCCCCGUUGAAGGUUACCAAGUCUUCUAUGGCCCGCGCAGUGUGCCCAUCCCUUACCCUGCCCAGGCCGGCGCACUCGCCUACGACAAGGGCAAACAUAUCGAGAGCGCCAGCGGCAAAGUCGAGGGACGCAGCUUCCACCACGGAAACUUUGUCCAGGCGCUCAGGACUCUCGCAUCGGCGCAACAGAACGUCACGCUUAUUGAGGCGACCGUCAGGGACCUCGUUGCCGACGGCAAUAAGAUCGUUGGCGUCUCUGCCACGCGCAAGCUACCGCAACACUCGCCGGAAGAAGUGAGAGAAGCUGGUGCAAACAGCGACGAGGCAUUGGAGCUGCGUGCCUCCAUUACCAUCGUUGCUGACGGCUGCUUCAGCAAGUUCCGCCGGCAAUUCGGAUCGUCCAUCGCACCAAUCGUGCGCUCCAACUUCGUAGGCCUGGAGCUGGAACACGCCCCACUGCCUGCGCCCAAGCACGGGCACGUUGUCCUUGCACCAUCGGGCCCGAUCCUUCUCUACCAGAUUUCGAGCACCAUGACGCGCAUUCUCAUCGACGUGCCCGGCGAGAAGCUCCCCAGCGCCGCCAAAGGCGAGCUGCAGAAGCACAUCCGCGAUAAUGUCGUGCCUUACCUUCCUGACACUCCGUCACAUGCCGUAGAUCGGCCGCAGCAGGCGAAGCCAUCGGCACCGACACCGCUGGGCGCGAACCUACUUGCUGAGCUCGACGCGCAGAAGCAACGGUUGCGGAGCAUGCCGAACAGCUUCUUGCCGCCAAGCAUGCAAGGACAGCGGAGCGACAGGAAGGGUGUCAUUGUCGUUGGCGACGCCAUGAACAUGCGGCAUCCUCUCACAGGCGGCGGCAUGUCCGUAGGCCUUUGGGACGUGGUACAUCUCACGAACGCCCUUGGGGGUGGGAAGUGGCCCCCCUCUGAAGGCGACGCUGUUUCCACAACGCAGGCUGCGGUGAUUAAACUCGACCAGUGGGACGCUCAGGUCAGGCCAGCGCUUCGCGCUUGGCACUGGAAUCGCAAGGGACUCGCGAGCGUUAUCAACAUUCUCGCACAGGCGCUAUACAGCCUCUUUGGAGCUGAUGACGAGAACCUUGAAGUCCUUCGAGAGGGUUGCUUCAAGUACUUUGAACUCGGCGGCGAAUGCGUCGGUGGGCCGGUGCGUUUGCUCUCGGGCCUCGCACCACAGCCUUUACUGCUCGUCUAUCAUUUCUUCUCCGUCGCGCUGUACUCGAUCUGGUGUCUGUUCACCAACGAGCGGACGGCUGCGAAUGGGAGCAAGGCCAAGCCCUCUUUGCUCGAAUACCCAGCACUACUUGUGAAGAGCGCCGUAGUCUUCUACACUGCUUGCGUCGUCCUGCUACCGGUCAUCUUCACCGAGCUGCGUUCGAACGUUCCAAAAUUCACAUCUCAUCCCUCGACGUUUUCGCCAUCAGCAUCGUCAUCAUCAUCACCAUACAGCAAAGGAAAGAGCGACAAGCUGAACGACUUCGCAAGCGCGCUUGGGGAUCGCACGACGCUGCUCCUGCUCUCGGCUGUCGUGGUGCUCGCGUGGGUGUACAUGGGCCACCAGCACGGCGCCGUUACCAGUACCGGCAGCGGUAUUAGCGGUGGCGGCUUUGGUUUCAGCUUCGGCGGAUCGCACGCUUCGCAGAUCAUGCAUGGCGUCAAGAAAGGCGUUGCCUCCAGAGGGAGAGGCGCCCUCGAGGAUUGGUUCACGUUCCCUCGGGCGCUGGCGCGGGUGCGAGGAUAG